This is a messenger RNA of Sphaeroforma arctica JP610, 748 nucleotides long. RefSeq lists its product as hypothetical. Bases 37 to 714 code for a protein of 225 amino acids. The transcript has 4 exons. The record is from RefSeq and is a predicted model, not a curated record. Gene Ontology annotation, cellular component: membrane. Lineage: Eukaryota; Ichthyosporea; Ichthyophonida.
ACAGAUUUAUGUUUAGAUAUCCGAUAUGAAGAAUUGAUGGGUAUGACCUUGCGUGAAUGCGACUUUGGUCGCAGAAUGUUUUUCGCCGUGGUAUUCGGAAUGCUCAUCGGUUACGAAAGGAGGUCUCCGGAACGUGCCGCCGGUAUCAGGACGAUGUCCCUGACAAGUUUAGGCUCGUGUUGUUUUACGUUGUGCUCGAUGUUUGCCUUCACCACUGGUCCUAUGGCGUGGGAUGCGUCGCGUGUGUCUGCGGCCAUCCCUAGCGGUGUAGGUUUUCUGGGUGCCGGACUUAUUUGGAAGGGCAGCAGUCUGGAUGGUAGCUCGCCACAGGUCCAUGGUCUCACAACAGCCGCGUCGGUAUGGCUCAGUGCUGCGGUAGGAACGGCCGCCGGGGGUAGAAUGUACUUUGUGUGCACCUACGUGGUGUGUUUACUGAUGGUAAUACUCAGAUUCGCCCCACGAUCUGGCAAUAUGGAACAUGACGAUGAGGACGACGAUGAGGAUCAAUACGAAAGGGAAAGCGAUGAAGAAGCGGGUAUUGCAAAUGGACUGGAAAGCCUUGGCUACGUCACCUCGGCUACGGAGAAUACAGCCUUGUUGAACGGUUCAGAUUCUGGACAAUCUCCUCGCAAUAGUAUAUCAGGCAUGAGCCAAACGAAGUCCAGAAGGCGCAGAAGUAGAGGUCACGCGGGUGGCAGUAUAUAUAAACCGUAAAUCGAAGUUUCCUUAUAAUAAAAACUGGCCAUCC